This is a messenger RNA of Spathaspora passalidarum NRRL Y-27907, 423 nucleotides long. It is a transcript of the gene KAR5, whose product is annotated as Kar5p. Gene Ontology annotation, cellular component: endoplasmic reticulum membrane. Gene Ontology annotation, biological process: karyogamy involved in conjugation with cellular fusion; nuclear membrane fusion involved in karyogamy. The record is from RefSeq and is a predicted model, not a curated record. The annotation marks the transcript as partial. NCBI's taxonomy places the organism in Eukaryota, Fungi, Ascomycota, Pichiomycetes, Serinales, Debaryomycetaceae. The transcript has a single exon.
AUGAAUAUAUUGAUAUUUUUACUUCUUUUAAUUGCAAACUGUGAAGAAAUGGUAAUCCCAAUGGACAAACUUGCGGAUAAUUUUGUAUCUUUGAUUUCAUGGAGAUCAGAUUGUGCCCAACAAGCAUUAAAAGAAUUAAUUCCUCAGUGUAUAAAUCAAGGAAUCGAAUCAAUCACUAAUGCACAACAGAAAAGUAUUGCUUUACAAUUAUCCAUAUGUCAAUUUGAGGACUCGGGAGUGAUAUACCCUAGUCAAUGUCGUGGCGAUAAUCUUGAUAUUGAACAAUGUAUUUUGAGUUUGGAAAGGCGGGCUCGGUAUUGGACAACUUAUAGUGGGUAUUAUCAGGAUAUAAAGAAUAUAUGUCAUCAAAUUAGUUUGCCGUUUGAGAAAGAUCAAAUAUUGAGUAUUUAUGAGAAUAUUACU